GAUCCGUCCUUUGCCAUCUCCUUCCGCGCGAACUACAUGCUACAGGGACACCAAGAUGGAAAUUCAGGGGCCGACGGGGCAGCGGCAGCAAGAUGGCGGCUCCGGGCUCCCUGAGGGAGAAGCGCCGUCCGAGGCCGCUGAGGAGGACGAGGAAGGGUCUGGCCUUCAGAAAGAAGAUGUCGGUGUACAUCCCAUCUACAUGGUGGUCAACCUGGCCUCCGUGGCCCCUGGCAGCUCUCAGGCCCCGGGACCAGCGCCUCCUCCUCAGCCCCCGAGGCCCAGCCCGUCCUCGGAGUUGGCUCUCCCCAGCUACGUGACGGUGCGGCUGGAGAACGGGCUGCUGACCCUGGGUGGCAGGGAAGGGCCGGACAGCGGGGAUAGGCCUCCGCCACGGGCUGGGAGUAACAGUGCGCCGGCCACCCCGCAGCAGAGCUGGGCGUCAGAGCUGUCCCCACAGGGGGAGGCUGGCAGCAGCUCCGGGGCUCCGCACGGCUUCUCCGAGGGCCUGGAGGACGUGGACAUGGUGCUGAGGGACCCUGUGGACGAGCAGGUGGCCGGCUUCCUGGUGGGGGACAUUGGGGAGCUGCAGGUGAACCUGGGGGAGGCGCUAGACCUGGCCAGGAAGGGGGUCCUGCUGGUGUUCCGCUGCCCAGAGCCCGGCUGCGCCAAAGCCUUUGACCGCAAACAGCAGCUGAAGGUCCAUUUACUGAGCCACACCGAGGAGCAGCGCCCCUACAAGUGCCACGUAGAGAACUGCGUCUGGUCCUUCACCACCCUCUACAAGCUGAAGCGCCAUAUGCAGUCACAUGACAAGCAGCGCCCCUUCUCCUGUGACGCCCCAGGCUGCGGGAAGAGCUUCACCACCGUCUACAACCUCAAGGCCCAUUUAAAGGCCCACGAGCAGGAGAACCUGUUCCGCUGUGAUGCCUGCGGGGAGGCCUUCCCCACCGCCACCAAACUCAGUGCCCAUAGGAGGACGCAUUAUGAGCCAGAGAGGCCGUACAAGUGCGAAUUUAAUGGUACGUGGCUGGAACGUCACCUACAGGAUGAAUUCCAUGUGGAUUAUAAUGGUUGCGACAAGACUUUUAUUACAGUGACUGCAUUAUUCUCCCAUCACAGAGCGCAUGUACGUGAGCAGGAACAGUUUAUUUGCUCUUUCCCCAGCUGUAAUAAGCAAUACGAUAAGGCAUGCAGGCUGAAAAUACAUCUGCGCAGUCAUACAGGUGAAAGACCUUUUAUUUGUGACUUUGAAAGCUGCGGCUCAUCCUUCACAAGCAUGUCCAAGCUCUUGAGACAUAAAAGGAAACAUGAGGAUGACAGACGUUACCCGUGUCCAGUAGAAGGCUGUGGAAAAUCGUUUACACGAGCCGAGCAUUUAAAAGGUCAUAAAAUUACCCAUCUGGGUACCAAACCCUUUGAGUGCCCUGUAGAGGGCUGUGGAGCCAAGUUCUCUGCCCGAAGCAGCCUGUAUAUCCACUCCAAAAAGCACCUUCAAGAUGUGGACUCCUCCAAGACGCGUUGUUCAGUGUCCAGCUGUAGCAAGAUAUUUACUUCCAAGCAGAGCCUGAAAGCUCACAUGGUUAAACAGCAUGGCCACGAUCUUGAAGCUUCAAGUUCUCUCACUCCCAGUAGUGAACUGACCAGCUCAGGACAGAGUGACCUAAGUAACCUGGACCUCUCCUCUCUAUUCACCAAUGUCUCCUCGAAUGGGUCUGGAAUCUCUGCUGACCUUACCUUGGUUAACUCUGGAAUACUGACCAUCGAUGUGUCUUCUGUAAGAUCUACAUUAGGAGGCAACCUGUCAGCCAACAAUAACUCUCUAGUACAUCCUGUUGACCCCUUGGUAUUGGUGUCCAACAAUGAUAACAACAAUGGCCUGGAGAGCUCCCUUCUGCUAGGAGCAGCAGCAUCCAUUCUUCAGCAGGGAAGCCUUCAGCUGGAUGAUGUACAGACAGUUAAUGCAGAGGCCCUGGGCUCCUUGGCAUCUUUAUCAAUGAGAGGGUCCAACCAGGAUAUUCAUGAUCUUACGUCCACAAACAACCUUACUAUUGAUUCCACAACUUUAACACCUUCCGUUACACUGGGGACAAGCAGCUCCAUUUCUGAAUUGUCGACGCAGACCAAAGCUGACAGAAGCCUGUUGCCAGCUUCAGAGGUUGUGAGCCAGCAGGAAGGGAGUAAAGUGGUGACACAGUUUGUCUUCCCACAAACUGGUAACUACAGCUCACAGAAGGACAUAGACUUUAGCCCCGUAGCUGGAAACUCCAUUUUGGAGAGUGGGGGCUCAGCAAGGACAGACUACAGAGCUAUUCAGCUGGCCAAGAGCAAGAAGAAGGGGAGUGCAAGCAGCUCAGGGACUUCACCUCCACAGAGGAAAAGUAAAGGUACAAAACAAAACCAAGCUGUAUCUCCUGCUGGCAAUCGUUUUGGUAACAGUGUUUUGUCAAAUGGAGGACUGACAUUGCGGGAUCCAGCAACAGGGGCACAAUAUGUACAGAUCCAGCUUCUUCAGGAUGAACCUCCAGGAGAUGGAGACCUGCCUUUCCAGCUGAGUGCCCAGUCACCAGCUACGCACACACAGCUAACGGUUGAUUUGCCUGUGCAUAUCCUGCAGGUAUGAUGGAGCCUCAUGUGUCAACAGAAGAUGAUGCAGCGUCAGAUAAUUCCCAGUUUACAGGAAGCACAAUAAAUCUGCAGGACCUUGAAUAAGCUGGAGCUGUGCUCAAGCAGGAAAAAAGUGUUGUUUAUAUUCUGCUGGCAGUGUCUCUUCCCUUAAUGACAGUGACAUGGUAUAGAAGAGAUGAUACCCCGCACAUCCGUUUCUCUAAUUGUGAAUUAUUCUCCAAUGUGGCGCUCCAUUUUGCACUAGAUUUUUUUUUAAUGCUCAUCUUUAACUUGGCAUAUUGUCACAUCUUAACUCCUUUCUUAAAAGUGCUCAAAAGCUGCUCUUUACUUUCCCUCUAAUAUAUCUGGAUAGGAUUUGAGAAUUCCAUAUAAGGUUUUUUUUUCUGUGUAUCCACCUGGAAGGAAUUGAAGUGGCCCGAAGCUUUCUCUGGAAGAUAGUAUUCUGCAGUCUUUUGUGUCUGAUAAAAGGUGAAUGUUUCCAGGUAGCAAAUGACUGUUUUCUUUGACUAUUUUAAAGUAUUCAAAUCUUGUCUCCAGAAAAGUCAUCUCUCCAGUCAUACUGUGCACCUACCUCCGGAGCAUAAACUGGUCAGUCUGACUACUAUAGCCACGCACUAAGAAAUCGUGGACAGAACUGACUAAAAAUUGUAAAAUAUAAUAUCAGGUAUUUAUUUGUGUAUACUUCAGGAAUCUUUGUUUUUCUCUUGUACAGAGUUGUACAAAUAAUAUUUAUAUAUAUAUAUAUAUUUCCUUUAAGUCAACAAGGAUUCCCUUUUCACCCUCCUGUAAUUUUUUUUUUAAUUUUUUUUUUUAUUGGGUGCAAUUUGGUGAAUUAAGAAAGUAUUAAAAAAAAGUAUUAUAAUUCUGACUUGUUUCAUUGUUAACCA
This is a messenger RNA of Hyla sarda, 3512 nucleotides long. RefSeq names its product ZXD family zinc finger C (gene ZXDC). The record is from RefSeq and is a predicted model, not a curated record. Gene Ontology annotation, cellular component: nucleus. Lineage: Eukaryota; Metazoa; Chordata; Amphibia; Anura; Hylidae. Gene Ontology annotation, biological process: regulation of transcription by RNA polymerase II. The transcript has 10 exons. Gene Ontology annotation, molecular function: transcription coregulator activity. Bases 56 to 2620 code for a protein of 854 amino acids.